Ostrea edulis (European flat oyster) is the source of this 2768-nucleotide messenger RNA. Its product is annotated as ribosome-releasing factor 2, mitochondrial-like. Gene Ontology annotation, biological process: ribosome disassembly; mitochondrial translation. Bases 37 to 2379 code for a protein of 780 amino acids. The record is from RefSeq and is a predicted model, not a curated record. Gene Ontology annotation, cellular component: mitochondrion. Gene Ontology annotation, molecular function: GTP binding; GTPase activity; translation elongation factor activity. The transcript has 8 exons. NCBI's taxonomy places the organism in Eukaryota, Metazoa, Mollusca, Bivalvia, Ostreida, Ostreidae.
GAUAUAUGAUUUCCUGCGGUGUCUUUAACCACGAGAAUGAGCAAAGUCAAUAUGACAUUGCUUAGAUCGUAUUUAAACCGGUCUUUAAGGAAAAGUAUCACGUGCAGAAAUUUGGCAACACAGUCUGUAGGUGGUCCAAAUGCCGAAAAUAUAGAGGAUAUUCGAGACUUGCGAAACAUCGGAAUCAUCGCUCACAUCGACGCCGGCAAAACGACGACGACUGAAAGAAUACUGUACUACUCUGGCAUUACAAAACACCUGGGUGAUGUUGAUCAUGGAGACACCAUCACUGAUUACAUGGAGGAGGAAAGGAACAGGGGAAUAACUAUCACCUCAGCAGCUGUGACAUAUCACUGGAAAAAACACCGAGUCAACCUCAUCGACACUCCAGGACAUGUUGACUUUACAAUUGAGGUAGAGAGAGCUCUGAGAGUGUUAGAUGGGGCUGUCACAAUUCUGGAUUCUUCUGCAGGAGUAGAAGCCCAGACAGUUACUGUUUGGAGACAGGCCACAAAGCAUAACAUCCCCUCCAUCAUUUACUUGAACAAACUGGACAAAAUGGGUUCCAGUGUGGGUUUGUGCUUAGAGUCCAUCAGACAAAAAUUGCACACAGAUCCAUUUCUCAUUAAUUUUCCUUAUGGUAUUGACCAACAUAAGUUCAAAGGACUUGUAGACAUUGUUGAUAUGGUAAAAUACGAAUGGGAUUUAGCAAAAUCUCCAGAUGGAAGGAAGUUCUCAAUUUUGCCUCUCACAGAGAAAGAUGACGGUAAAUUUUGGGAGUACGCAGUAAAAGAAAGAACAAAUUUGAUUGGUCAGUUAAGUGACACAGAUGAAAAAAUUGCAGAUGAGGUUCUGUUAGCAAAAAGUAUGGAUGAAAUUAAAGCAGAAGAUGUGAAGAAAGCUCUAAGACAUGCCACUAUCAAGAGACAACUUACACCAGUAAUGUGUGGGUCUUCACUGAAAAACAAAGGAGUGCAACUUUUAAUGAAUGCUGUGUAUGACUAUCUACCCAGUCCGAAUGAUAGAGAGUUUCCAUUUCUUCAAUAUUAUGGAUCGGAUCUUUGUGCAUAUGCUUUCAAAACUAUUCAUGAUCGACAAAAAAAUCCUCAAACCUUUUUCAGGAUUUACUCGGGAAGUUUGAAUUCAGGAAGUGAUAUUCACAACAUCAAUAGGGAUUGUAAAGAGAGGGUGAAAUCACUGUCCAGAAUUUUAGCCAAUGAUUAUAGCAGAGUAUCUGUAGCUCGACCAGGGGAUAUUGUCUGUGUACCUGGGCUUCAAGAGACCAGAACUGGUGAUACUAUCACUUCCACAAAAGGUUUGGCCAAGCUAAAUCCCAUACUGAGACAAUCAGAACACAAACAACAUGAAGAAGCAGAAGAGUCACAUCAUGAUGGUAGCUAUGACGACAAUUUGAACAAUGAAGUGGUGCUGGCUGGUCUACAAGUGCCCUCCCCUGUUUACUUCUGCUCUGUGGAACCUCCAUCACUGGCUUACCAAAAUGACCUUGACAUGGCCUUGGCAUGUCUGCAAAGAGAAGAUCCAAGUCUUAAGGUGGAAGUGAACCAAGAAACAGGUCAAACUAUUCUAUCUGGAAUGGGAGAACUGCAUUUAGAGGUCAUUAAACACAGAAUAUUAUCGGAAUUCAAGGUUGAUGCCUAUAUGGGUCCCCUACAGAUUGCCUACAGGGAGACGAUUAAAGAACCAGUCACUCAUUCUGAGACCCUGGGCAGCGUCAUUGGUGGAAAGAAGCAGCAUGCCACAGUAGCCUUGACAGUUCAACCCAGCAAACAACUGGACAAUAGAAAAGUCAUAUCCUAUGAUCCACACAGUCAAGAGGACUUUAUGACAUCUUUUAAGUUUAGAAAGACGUACAAAUCUGCUAUUGAGAAUGGGAUCAAAUCAGCUUUAUCAUAUGGUCCAAUUUUGAAUUUUCCGGUGAUAAAUGUGGGUGUAGUUCUCCACAGUGUGGACUUAUCUUGGGAAGCUUCUCCAAACGUAGCUGCAGCAGCUGCCUCAAAGUGUCUCCAUGCUGCCCUGAGGAAAGCCACACUCCACCUUAUGGAACCCAUAAUGAAACUGGAGAUCAGCACAGAUGAGGAGUAUUCCUCAGCAGUCCUCCAUGAUUUGUCCAGCAGACGUGCCAUGAUAGAGCACGUCCACCAGACUCCCAAGGACGGCACAAAGAUCAUUCAGGCUACUGUGCCUCUUUCCGAGCUAAGUCACUACUCAAAUUCAGUCAGAAAGAUUACACAUGGGCAGACAUCUCUGAGUAUGGAAUUUUCUCAUUAUGAAGAAAUGAAUGAGGAGGAGAAAAAUAAAGCUAUCGAGGAAGUGACUGGGUUUCCGGUAAACCCAAGUAUAUUUAAUUCUCCCCAGUGAGUAGAAACUAUGAACAGACAGAGAGUCCUUUAGUAGAUCUUUGGAAGAUGCUCUGAGCAGAUUCAGUGCUCAUUAUCAUAAACAUAUUGUAAAAGUGGUUAUUUACGCUGGGGGUCAAGUACUCGAUUUUCUAUGUCCAUGAUUACAUAUGAGGGAAAAAUAUGUGUUAAUUGUAUAUAAUUCAUAUACAUGUAUAUCAAUUAUUUAUUACUAUACGUGUGGAGGAAAUUUACGCACUUAUUACAUGACUGCGUAAUUAGUGUAAAUUUCCCCCAUGCAUAAAUAACUACUUUUACAGUAUAUUACAUCAUGGAUGUAUAAUUAUGUUGAAUAGAAUAUUUGGUACUAAAUGAUGAUUUACAUUUCUAUUGAAUAAAUGAAAAAAUAAG